AAGGGAGCGCACGCAAAAUCCCGAACAGCGCGAGCGACUGGCGGGCCCUCAUCGCAGAGGUGGGAGACGCGGUGAGUGGGUCAUCAAGCUUUGAUGUAUGUGUUGGCCAGUUCUGAAAUCUUGAAGAAGCUCUGUAUUGAGGAAGAUCCAAGCAAUCUUUGCCAAUCAGGGAAUGGAUCGUUUGGGUUCCUUUAGCAAUGAUCCCUCUGAUAAGCCACCUUGCAGAGGCUGCUCCUCCUACCUCAUGGAACCUUACAUUAAGUGUGCUGAAUGUGGGCCACCUCCUUUUUUCCUCUGUUUGCAGUGUUUCACUCGAGGAUUUGAGUACAAGAAACAUCAAAGUGAUCAUACUUAUGAAAUAAUGACCUCAGACUUUCCUGUUCUUGACCCCAGCUGGACUGCUCAAGAAGAAAUGGCCCUUUUAGAAGCUGUGAUGGAUUGUGGCUUUGGAAAUUGGCAGGAUGUCGCUAAUCAGAUGUGCACCAAGACCAAGGAGGAGUGUGAGAAGCACUACAUGAAGCAUUUCAUCAAUAAUCCUCUUUUUGCAUCUACUCUGCUAAACCUGAAACAAGCAGAGGAGGCUAAAACUGCCGACUCAGCCAUUCCAUUUCACUCUACAGAUGACCCUCCCCGACCUACCUUUGACUCUUUGCUUUCUCGGGACAUGGCAGGAUACAUGCCAGCUCGAGCAGAUUUCAUUGAGGAGUUUGACAAUUAUGCAGAAUGGGACUUGAGAGACAUUGAUUUUGUUGAAGACGACUCAGACAUUUUACAUGCUCUGAAGAUGGCUGUCGUUGAUAUCUAUCAUUCCAGGUUAAAAGAAAGACAAAGACGAAAAAAAAUUAUAAGAGAUCAUGGAUUAAUCAACCUUAAAAAGUUCCAGUUAAUGGAACGGCGUUAUCCCAAGGAGGUCCAAGACCUUUAUGAAACAAUGAGAAGAUUUGCAAGGAUUGUGGGACCAGUGGAACAUGAUAAAUUCAUUGAAAGCCAUGCAUGUGCCAGGACGUACGAUCACCUAAAGAAGACAAGAGAGGAGGAGCGCCUUAAACGCACUAUGCUCUCUGAAGUUCUUCAGUAUAUCCAGGACAGUAGUGCAUGCCAGCAGUGGCUCCGCCGACAAGCUGACAUUGAUUCUGGGCUGAGUCCUUCCAUUCCAGUGGCUUCAAAUUCAGGUAGACGGAGUGCGCCACCUUUGAACCUCACUGGCCUCCCUGGCACCGAGAAGCUAAAUGAAAAAGAAAAAGAGCUCUGUCAGAUGGUGAGGUUGGUCCCCGGAGCCUAUUUAGAAUACAAGUCUGCUCUGUUGAAUGAGUGUAACAAGCAAGGAGGCUUGAGACUGGCACAGGCAAGAGCACUCAUCAAGAUAGACGUGAACAAGACUCGAAAAAUCUAUGAUUUCCUCAUCCGAGAAGGAUACAUCACUAAAGCCUGAGUCUCUGUGGGCUUGGGAAUGCAAGUCAAAAGUUUGGAAUGUGAUGAAUUAAAGGACAAUAUAAGCAUUCCAGAGAACUGUUUUUGAGCUGAAUUCCUAUAGUAAAAAGAGAGGACAAAGGAAACCUUAAGUUGUGUUAAUGUCUACUUUCUUUUCUGCCCUGCUUUAAAGCACUCCGUUGUUGGUAUUGUGCUGCAGAAUUGUGUGCUAUAUGAGCUAUUAUUAAAUGCGAGUGGGCAUUCAUUCCUAACACCUCUUGUAACUAAAAUAAGAACCAUAGUACCUUAUAUCACAGUGUUGGUAGAAAUAGAACUGAACCAAACCAAACCAAACCAGUGUUUAGUACCAGAAAUUCAGCUCAGACCCUUGUACUUGUGAGCUAAGAUUGCUGAUUAUCUGUUUUGCCAUCAGACAUUGCAGACACAUUAAAAUGAAAUUUUUUAGAACAUGAGAAAUCUUUUUCUUCUAAGGAUUUUUUAAGCUGAUAACUUAUAUAUGAACAAAUAAGAGGAAAACCUCCCCAUGGUGGUCUUGUCCCAAACUGCCUUUUUAACUUUAAUGUCUGGCUUUGUGUUUUACAGUCUGGCUGUCUGUAGUAGACUUUUGAGGAGGUGGUACCAGAUAUAAAAUGUCUCUGUUAUUUUUAGAGUUAAUGGAUUAAAAUGUUUUGCCAUUUAAUUUAUGGGUAUGUCAAAUAUUCUGGUAACUCAGGCACACUUAGAGUGUUGGCUGCUCGUCCCUUCACAUUGCACUGUCUCUGCUAACAUGUGUCCGUGUCCUGACUCACCCUGUUCUUACACAGAGUUCUCAGGCCCCCGAGGAUAGACAUGAUGCAGCUGACCUCAGCUUUGCUUGGGUUGAGACCUGAACCCUCAUUUCUCAAUGGUGAAAGAUUAGCCUGCAAAAAAAGCUGCUUUUGAAACAGAAAUAAAGCAGCUUCAUUAUGAUACUCACUAUAUGUGAGGGUGAGAAGCCCCACCACAUCUAAAACUUGGUCCUCAAACCUUUCUGCAAAAUAAGAAGCCAAACUCAGAGUCAUGGUUAUCUCAUUUUUGUUAGAAGCAAAAUUGUCGUACAUAGAAAUAACUUCUUUAGAAUCUGCACAAAUCACCUCCAAUAGCUGAUUGUUUAUUUCUUUUAACAUUCAAACAUCUAAUUAGUAUGUGCUUUCUUGGAAGUAUCUGCUCAAACUUUUAACUGAUGUAAUUAUGCAAGCAGUUUGCUAAUAGAUAUCUAGGGAACAAGAAAUGAAAAGGGUACGCUUAGGAUCUGAGGGAAUACAAAUAGAGGAUGUCAUUUCUUUAAAAAAGAUGGCUUGUGGGAAUGUUCUCCUUUUUUUGCAUAGCCAUCUCCAUAUCUCUCAGAAAAUGUAUUCUCCCACCACCAUCAGCCCUAGAUGGUUAUGAAGAGAUUGCCUCUUGUUCAUAAAUAGUAAUUCCUGUUUUGAAAAUCUGGAAUGUAGCAGACAUCAUUGUCAGGUGACUAUUGUUGUCUUUGAAGAAUCUUUAAUCUUGGUUAAGGAAGGCUUCUUGGGAGAGGUGGACUUUUGAGGCAAUGAAGAGAUUGAGAGUCAAGUGAAAAAUGGCAGAUGGAAGUGGGAGACUGUUCCAGACAUAGGUGGUGGAGGAUGAUAUGGAGGCAGCAGUGGGAGUAAGGAAAAUGGUGCCAAGAGUCGUAUUUGGCUAGAAUACAAGGGGCAGCUGUGGUAGUUAGGAGUGGGAGGAUGGUAGGACAGACAAUAGAAACCUCUGAACCAAUGGAACACUGAAUUAGCAUGUGAGGAUCAGUAGAUUUGGUGAGGAAAAUGGCAUGGUUGAAAAUAAUAGAAAAAUAAAGCUGUAGUUACAAAUAACUAGAUUUUAGAAAGUAGGGUUACUUUUGCUUCAGUAAACCCAACUUUGUAAAAUUUUAAGACCUAAUAUCCUUAGUGGGUUUCUGAAAAGUCUAGUUUUCUUUUCGGUGAGUAGUAUUCUUAAAAGGGGUCACUGUCUUUUUUGCAUUUGCAGCAGAAAAGUACUUACUGGUAUUGAUGUGACUGUCAUUUCCUUCCAUGUUCUUAUCACUUAGAGAAGGCCUGUUUAUUUGUUUGCUUUGUUAAUAGUGGGUUUUGAACUCAGUGCCUUACACUUGCUAGGCAGGUGCUGUAUCACUUGAGC
Molecule: messenger RNA, 3588 nt
Organism: Castor canadensis (American beaver)
Lineage: Eukaryota; Metazoa; Chordata; Mammalia; Rodentia; Castoridae
Source: RefSeq, a predicted model, not a curated record